UCCUCCUCCUCCUCUCAUCCAUCAUUCCUCCCCGGAUAAUAGACCAUCGCUGUGCGUCACUCCUUCAGUGCUUCAUUCCCUUCAUCUCUCGGCUCACCAUCCAUCCGGCAGCACAAUGGACAGCACGGUUUCAGCCUACUCUGAGAAGCUGAGAGAGAUGUCGGUGUUGUCUCUCAUCUGCUCUUGUUUGUAUUCCCAGCCUCAUCCCAACACCUUCGGCCAGUUUGAAGACAUGGAGGUGAAGUCCCUGAAUAAGCGAGCAUCUGGCCAGGCGUUUGAGGUCAUCAUGAAGAGCCCGACUGACCCGUCUCCUCCAGAGAGACUCCAGGCGCUGGCGCUGCCGGCCCAAAAGAAGGAGCCUUCGCUGGGGGAACUGCAGAGGAGGCUGGAGGCCGCCGAGGAGAGACGCCGGUCCCAAGAGAAGCAGGUCCUGAAGCAGUUGGCGGAGAAACGGGAGCGUGAGAAGGAGGUGCUCAACAAGGCCCAGGAGGUCAACAACAACUACAGCAAGAUAACCGAGGAGAAACUCCAACACAAAAUGGAGCUGAUCAAAGAAAACCGCAUGGCCCGUCUCAACGCCCUCAAGCAGCGUCUGAGAGAGAAGGAGAUUCAUGCUGCAGAAGUCCGUAAGAAUAAGGAACUUCACACUGAACUCUCUGGCUAAGGACACUCUCUGACGCCAGAGCCACGAGACAUCCAGUCAUGGCGGCAUUUGGAGGAAAUGUCAUUAUUUGGCAACACUGUCUUAAGAGGUCAAAUCAGACUCACCUUAUCAGUUUUCCUUAUCAAUAUAUGUCUGAGCAUAUAACAACAUCCCACAUACACCACGUGGACACAAGUAUGUGAGCACCCAAACUUCAUACGUGCUUGUUGAAUGUUU
Messenger RNA from Rhinichthys klamathensis goyatoka, 880 nucleotides. It is a transcript of the gene stmn3, whose product is annotated as stathmin-like 3. Gene Ontology annotation, cellular component: neuron projection; cytoplasm. Gene Ontology annotation, biological process: regulation of microtubule polymerization or depolymerization; microtubule depolymerization; neuron projection development. Bases 116 to 664 code for a protein of 182 amino acids. Gene Ontology annotation, molecular function: tubulin binding. Lineage: Eukaryota; Metazoa; Chordata; Actinopteri; Cypriniformes; Leuciscidae. The transcript has 5 exons. The record is from RefSeq and is a predicted model, not a curated record.